Molecule: messenger RNA, 3274 nt
Organism: Phlebotomus papatasi
Lineage: Eukaryota; Metazoa; Arthropoda; Insecta; Diptera; Psychodidae
Gene: Chsy
Product: chondroitin sulfate synthase 1
Exons: 10
Coding region: 462-2885 (807 amino acids)
Cellular component (GO): Golgi cisterna membrane
Molecular function (GO): glucuronosyl-N-acetylgalactosaminyl-proteoglycan 4-beta-N-acetylgalactosaminyltransferase activity
Source: RefSeq, a predicted model, not a curated record
GUAAUACAGCCAACAAACGAUAGUCCAGACAUAUAUAGCAUAUACUUUCUCGUGAUCCCACAAGCGCUAGCAUUCUUCACCGAUUUCUAAGCGAUUCCUCAUCGAAGUGCCAUCAAACAAGUGCCGGCUCUGAAAGAGACCACUCUAAUCACAAGCACUUUCCUGUGCAAAUCUAUCAUUAACCACUGAAAUUUCAUAUGAAAAUAGAUGCAGUGAGUGUUUGUUGAGUGACGAAGAAAACAGUAAAAUGCGCGGGAUUAGUGCAAAAAAAUAAAGGAUUAACUGCGACAGUACCUAUUAAUAGAUACAGUCGAGCAAUGGGGGCUUCAAGAAUGGUCAAAAAGAUGUCGCGAUAAGGGAAGCUUAAGCAAUUGGCAGCUAUUAUUAGCGAAAGCGUAUGUAUAUGAAGGAGGAGGAGGCGUGAUAAUUUGCGGAUAGAGGCAAAUUGUGAGUGAGAGAAAAUGGCACAGCGAAAGAAGCUCAUCUGCUAUGGUCUAUUCGGUGCUCUAAUUGGCUUUUGCAUUGGGAUGUAUUUGAGGAACUAUCGCGUGAUUGAAACAGCAAAUAACUGCCAAUUGAAGUCCGGAUUGCGAUUUCAAGGUCCAUUGAAAUUCAUCAACUUGGAAGCUAAUGAACUCCCGAGCAAUUCACAGAACAAUCUGGUGUUAAUUGGUGUAAUGACAGCAAAAGAUUUUCUGAAAGAACGUACAAAGGCUGUCUUUGACACAUGGGGCCAGAACUUUCCCGGGAGAAUUGCUUUCUUCAGCUCAGAAGGAUCAUAUUUGCAAGGACUCCCUAUAAUUGGAUUAAAAGGGGUCGAUGACCGAUAUCCACCUCAGAAAAAAUCUUUUAUGAUGCUCCACUAUAUGUACGAGCAUUACAUUGAUAAAUUUGAGUGGUUUAUUCGAGCUGACGAUGAUGUUUUUAUACGGACUGAUAAAUUGGAACAUUUUCUGCGAUCCAUUGACAGUUCAAAACCACAAUUUAUAGGUCAGGCGGGUAAGGGAAAUAGUGAAGAAUUCGGUCUUUUAUCUCUCGAAUAUGAUGAGAACUUCUGUAUGGGUGGACCAGGCGUUAUUUUGAGUCGAGAAACUCUCAGAAGAGUUGCACCUCACAUACCCACAUGCCUAAAAAAUUUAUAUAGUCUCCACGAAGAUGUUGAAGUAGGACGUUGCGUACAAAAGUUUGCAGGUGUUCCUUGCACCUGGAAUUAUGAGAUGCAGGCCAUAUUACACCAUAAUUCCAGUGGCAAUGAAGCCUUUACAGGGAAUUUGAAAAACAAGGAAGUCCAUAGUGCAAUUACACUUCAUCCAGUUAAGAAGUCUCCAAUUAUGUAUCGUCUCUACGCAUACAUGCAUGGUGUAAAGGCUCAAGAAAUGCGUCAAGAAGUUCUCAUGUUGCACCGAGAUAUUUCAGCAAUGAGUGAUUUACUGCACAUUGCAAAGUCAAGCAAAAAUAUUGCACCGGGAGUUCCUAUUUUCCCCAACACACUCAGACCACCAAAAUAUUUAGGUGAUCAUGAAAUUUUGGGAAUAAAUCCUACACUCACAAAAAGAUAUCCCAAUACUAGUAAUGAAUUGCUCGAAUGGAAUUUCAUUGCGAAGCAUAUGUAUUCAGCAACGCAUUUUAAUCCUAAACGUAAAAUUGAGAGUUCAGUGAAGGAAGGACUUGAAGACAUUAUUAGAGAGAUUAUGGACAACAUUAACAAUUACUCACGCCAACGAGGACGUGUGAUAGAAUUUCGUGAUAUCCUCUAUGCAUAUAGUCGACUAAAUACUCUCUAUGGACAGGAUUUUAUUCUAGAUAUGUUGCUCAUUUACAAAAAAUAUCGUGGAAAGAAGAUGACGGUUCCUGUUCGAAGACAUCUUUACGUCCAACGUGCUUUCACAGAUAUUCAAAUUCGCGAAACAAGUCUUUUCGGACUUAACAUUUCAUCUGAGAAAGAUGCCUACAGGGAGUUCACGGGAAAAGUAAAGAGAAUCUGGAAUACGGGUAUUGAGAAGCUAUCAAAUACUUUUACGCUCAACGUUAAUGAUAAGUCAGUAGCGGAAAAAGUCUUGCCAAAUAUUAUAUUUAUAUUGCCAUUAUCGGGUCGCCUUAAAACGUUCACAAGAUUUCUCCGUAACUACGAACAGGUGUGCCUAAAAAAUGAUUCCAAAACGGACUUGUUGAUUGGUUUAUAUAUUGAUGAGUCAUACAAUGAGGCUCUUGAGCAAAUAAAUAGAUUAAAAAUGCAGUAUCCCGAUAGAGAGAUAAAUUCCAUAGAUAUUUAUGGCAAUUUCUCCCGUGGACUAGCCCUAGACUUGGCAGCUAGAUCAAACUAUGCCUCUACGGAGGAUAUCCUGUUCUUCAUUGACGUAGAUAUUAUGUUUACAAUAGAAACAUUGGACCGAGUGAGAAGUAACACGGUGCAACAACAACAAAUAUACUUGCCAAUCGUUUUUAGUGAAUACAGUCAAAAUAGGAGGACUGAUGGUAGUGAAAAUGUUGAAAUUACAAAUGAUAGUGGUUAUUUCCGUGAAUUUGGCUAUGGCAUAUGUGCGAUUUACAAAUCCGAUCUUCUAGCUGUUGAUGGAUUUGUAACGGAUAUCAAGGGUUGGGGUUUAGAGGAUGUAAAAUUCCUCGAUCGUAUUAUUGCAUCAAAUCAUGGACGAGGAUCUGUGUUGAAUAAGAUUGGGCGGGAAUUGAGUGUCUUUCGCACAUCGGACACAUCUCUAACACACAUUUUCCACACAAUCCAUUGUGAUAAACUCCUGGACGAGUCCCAGUACAAGAUGUGCAUCGGGACCAAAGCCAAUACGAUAGGUAGCUAUAAAUUUAUUGAAUCACUAGUAUUAAAAAUGAACAAUUCCUUGAUGGUCACAAGACAGCAAAUAGUGCCUUAAAAAUGGUUGUUACAACUGAGAAUUUUGUGAGUCAAAGAGAUUUUUUAUCGUCGUGCAGCUACGCAAAGAGACUUUUUGGUCUCUUGAAUACCAAAAAAAAAAAAGAAAGAAGUAUACUGAGCAAGAUUUUUUGUAAUAAAGGAUGCAAAAAAUGCAGGGUAAAGGGCAACGUGUGUCUAAUUAAUACCAUGCUUUUAUAUAAAAAAAAAGAAUAAGUUAUUGUAUAUGUUUUAAAACUGAUCUCUAGAGAUUUUUUUUUCUUAAAAAUGGAAGAUGCAAAAUGUAUUGUCGAUUUUGUUAUUUACAGUGCCUUGUUAAUUUUUAGUUAUACUUAAGGCCAUAUUUUUAUAAGUUUCGUAAAGUAAUAAAAAAAAACUAUCCAAUAAGAA